Molecule: messenger RNA, 2769 nt
Organism: Coregonus clupeaformis (lake whitefish)
Lineage: Eukaryota; Metazoa; Chordata; Actinopteri; Salmoniformes; Salmonidae
Product: dual specificity testis-specific protein kinase 2
Exons: 10
Coding region: 694-2769 (691 amino acids)
Biological process (GO): positive regulation of stress fiber assembly; actin cytoskeleton organization; protein phosphorylation
Cellular component (GO): nucleus; cytoplasm
Molecular function (GO): protein serine/threonine kinase activity; ATP binding
Source: RefSeq, a predicted model, not a curated record
UUAUCAUUAUGGUCGAGAGAUCGACGGCACCGGGGAUCAGACCAAGAAACGGAUCUAAAUCCACGGUAGAUUUACCGUCGAUAGACCAUCUGAAGUUAUUGCAACGAUCGAUUAUUCGGUAGUGACUGUUUUGAUCGAGAGGCCGACACAAUUCCUACAUCAUCCGAUACUGCUUUGCAAAGACAGUGACAGCUGUGGCCUUUUUGCAUGAAGCAAUAGGCUCCAUCGCCGCUAGGACGAGCCAGCACCGACUGAGAGACAUCGUGGUAGGCUGGCUAUAGGAGAAGAAACCGGCUGCAUGCACCUCCGCCCACCUCCUCCUCCUCCACGGUCGGCAGCGACAACGGUACCGUUCAGUGCCUGCAUCAUCCGUUAACGAGAUGACGAAGUGAACCAAGCCUCCUCACGCACCGAACGCUGGAUUCCGCAAGACGACUGAAUGAGUAGAGAGAGAAAGGGAGACGAGCUGAUGGCGAUGCUGAUCUAGUGUGGAGAAGGGAAAGGCUAUGCAUUUUCACGUUUGAUUUAUCAGGACCUUAACAGCCGACACGUGGUCUCUAUCGGGGUUUCAACAACCAAUUAAUCCCCUAGCACGAGGGAGGACGUUUGUCAUUCCGAUAAAAUGGGAACCACGCGUGGAUCCCGGACUGCGGUUUAAACGUGCCCGUGUUUCUCUAUGAAAGCACCGCUGUGAUGGAGCACGACGAAAGUAGCGACCUGGAAGCUGCUAAGGAGCCCCUGCUCCACCGUAUUCACGCGCCCAAUCGGAUCCGGCCAUCGUCUUACCGGGCACUGCGGAGCGCUGUUUCCAGCCUCGCGCGCAUCGAUGACUUCGUCUGUGAGAAGAUCGGGUCUGGGUUCUUUUCAGAGGUCUUCAAGGUGCAGCACAGGAUCACAGGCCAGGUGAUGGCCCUGAAGAUGAACACUCUGGCCAGCAACAAGGCUAACAUGCUCAGGGAGGUGCAGCUCAUGAACCGGCUGUGCCACCCCAAUAUACUGGGGUUCCUGGGAGUGUGUGUGCAUGAGGGCCAGCUCCAUGCUCUAACUGAGUACAUCAACGGGGGUAACCUGGAGCAGCUGCUGGACAGUGACAGGUAUCUGUCGUGGUCGGUGAGGAUGGGCCUGUCUCAGGACAUCGCCUGCGGGCUGCAGUACCUCCACAGCAAGGGCAUCUUCCACAGAGACCUCACCUCCAAGAACUGUCUGGUGCGCUGUGAGAAUGGUGUGUUCACUGCAGUAGUGGGAGACUUUGGUCUGGCAGAGAAGAUUCCAGACUACAGUGACGGGGCUGAUAAGCAGCCUCUGGCCGUGGUGGGCUCCCCCUACUGGAUGGCCCCGGAGGUGCUGAGAGGGGAGGUCUAUGAUGAAAAGGUGGAUGUGUUUGCCUAUGGAAUCAUCCUAUGUGAGAUCAUCGCCCGGAUAGAGGCUGAUCCAGACUUCCUACCUCGCACUGAGGACUUUGGACUAGACGUGGAUGCCUUUGAGAACCUGGUCGGUGACUGUCCAGCACCAUUCCUCAACCUUGCAGUCCUCUGCUGCAAUAUGAAUGCAAAGAUACGUCCCUCGUUCUCCGAGAUAGUGGUGUUGCUGGAGGGGAUGGAGAGAGGAGAGGAGGAGAGGAAGACGGUCAUCCCUCUGGGUGAUUAUCUCUCCUCAGAACCCGCUACCGUCCACAUCAGCCCCUACCGACGACGGAGUUCCCCCUGUCGCCCCGGCGACCAGCGGUUGUCACGGAGCCAGUCGGACAUGCUUCCCCCAACGACGCCCCCUCUAGGCACCCCGGCACGGGUCAACCCUUUCUCUCUGCGGCAGGACCUGAACGGGGGCCGCAUCAAGCUUUACGACACCCCCAGCAAGUCUGUCAUCUCCCUGACCUUCACCCUCCCCCAGCAGCCUGACCCCUGCGCAUCUCCCCCCCUCAGGGUGAACCUCUUCCUCCGUGGGCCCCCCCGACGCUGCCAGUCCCUCCCCUGCACCCCCAAGCAGGGGCACACCCUCGCCCUCCUCCGGGACCCCGACCUGCAGAGCUUGGGGAAAGAGGAGGAAGAGGAGGUAGAGGAGGUGGAGAAUGAAAGGAGGAAUGAGAAGGGAGGGAUGGUGGAGGAUGAAAGGAGGAAGGAGAAGGGAGGGAUGGUGGAGGAUGUGUCAGAUGAUUCAGGGCUGCCUCUGGAACUGGGCAUGGUGUCUCUGGAAGAGGAAGAGGAGGAAGGUUUUUCUCUGGGGGAGCCUAUGGACUGCAGCAGGUCUCCUGACACACUAGAGGGUGAUGUCCCUACACCAGGGAGUCUUCUCCUACACCCAGCCUCGUCCUGUUCCUCCCUAUUUUUGCAGCCUAACGGCUGGGGUCACCCAGUCUCCAACGCCCCCCCCUCCUUCCCUCCUCUCCCCCGUCUGGACAACAACAACGGCUCGGCGACGGUGGUCGUCGGCCGUCCGACUGGCUGGAGGGCUAGCGGCUACCACGCCGCAAUCCCGGGCCCCCCUGCUGGCCCCGCCCCUGAGCAAGAUGAGGUAAUUUCCUGUCCGGGCUGUUGUCUGAUUGGUCUGAGCUUUCCGUCCGUGUGCAUGAAGGGGGCGCCGACCCCUCGCCGCGUACCGCCCGGGCGACCCUACCGGAACCUCAACGGGGCGGCAUCGGUGAAGCAUCAGCUGCCACGGCAACCAAGGGACUGCUUUGUUGCGGGUCGAAUGGUCUCGUUCCUCCGACCGCGCCUUGCGUUCCUGGGCUGCCCCUACCGGAGGCACAGACUUAGGGAGGGCUCCCCCUAG